AUGAAAACCACAUCAAUAAUUAUUCUUGCUCUUGGUGCUUCUACUGCUUCAGCUGGAUUUUUUGGAACAGCUCCAUGGGGUAAUUCAAAUGCUGGAUAUGAAAAUCAUGGAAGUUCAUUAAAUGAUGCAUCUGGUGCAUGGAGUGGUUUUGAUAAAGCUAAUGCUGGAUACAAUGGAGCUUGGGAUGGUAAAGAAGGUGCACACUCAAUUGGUGAUGCUGCUUCACAAGCUGGAGUAACUGGACAUAACCAAUGGACUAACGGUGGAUCUGAUUUUGCCAAAAACUCGGCAGCAAGUCAUGGUGAAUCUGCAGGAAAUUCUGCCGCCAGAGCAGCUAAUGAUGCUGCUGGAACAAAAAAAUAUUCCUACUUUACUCAAGGAUCAGGUCCUAAUGGUUUUUACUCAAAGGGAUAUUAUGGUUCAAAUGGAUUUGAACAUGAAGCUGCUAAAGCUGCACAAAAUGCCAAUGCUCAAGGAGCUGGUUAUCAAAAAGCUUUUGCUGGUGGUGGUGUUGAUAAUUCACAUGGUGGAAAAUUCUAUGACAAAGCAGCUGCUGCAAGAGAUGGAUUUGGUAGAGGAUAUGAUCGUGCUGGAUAUGGUGGACAAGGUUCUGCUUAUGGAGCUGAUAACUUUGGAAAUGGUUUCAAUAAAGCAUAUGGUGCAUUAGAAGGAGCCUCUGGAGCACAUAACACCGGAUUUUCAAUUUGGGGAUAA
Messenger RNA from Strongyloides ratti, 714 nucleotides. RefSeq lists its product as hypothetical. The transcript has a single exon. The record is from RefSeq and is a predicted model, not a curated record. NCBI's taxonomy places the organism in Eukaryota, Metazoa, Nematoda, Chromadorea, Rhabditida, Strongyloididae. Bases 1 to 714 code for a protein of 237 amino acids.